UUCCAAAAGGUUGUAACCGAGUGAGAAACAAUCUGUCAAGCUAGUGUACUUUUUUCUGCUGCAAAAUCAAGCCAAGCAGUCUUGGGCUCUCCGUCACUGAAAAAUGGAGCAGACUUUCAUUAUGAUCAAACCUGAUGGUGUUCAGAGAGGCCUGGUUGGUGAGAUCAUUAGCAGGUUUGAGAAAAAAGGCUUUUACUUGAAGGGGAUGAAACUUGUGAAUGUUGAUCGUACUUUUGCUGAGAGGCAUUAUGCAGAUUUGUCUGCAAAGUCUUUCUUCGAUGGCCUAGUUGAGUAUAUAAUCUCUGGUCCAGUAGUUGCAAUGAUAUGGGAAGGGAAGAACGUUGUGCUAACUGGACGCAAGAUUAUUGGAGCCACUAAUCCAUCAGAGUCGGCCCCGGGAACCAUUCGUGGGGAUUUUGCAGUUGAAAUUGGGAGGAACGUUAUUCAUGGAAGUGAUUCAGUUGAGAGUGCUAGGAAAGAGAUAGCAUUGUGGUUCCCCGAUGGUGCUGAAAACUGGGGGAGUAGCCUUCAGCCAUGGAUAUACGAGUGAAAUAGUCCCAUAGUUGGAUAGCAUAGCCCGACAGCUAUAUCAAAUAAACAAUAACUGCUUGCUUUGUUGGAAUUCCUCCUGGUGUAGAUCUCACUAAUCUCGCCUAUUGGUUAUAAUGCCAAUGUGAAGGAACAUGACGCAUACUCUUAUGAAUCUUAGUUUUAUGCUACCAAUGUUUUGGCUAUGCCUUUUGUAGUGGCAUUUGCUUCAAUUCAUUAUCCUUUAUUGAGUGCUUGGUUGUCUUGCUUGUAGUAAGUCAUCCUUAUGAAGUUGGCAUUGAUUCCAAUCUGUAUGCAUUCACGCUUGGAGUUCAAUCCAAACUGCCUUAUUCAGAAUAUCCGAGGACUGCUCGGAUAAAUUUCUGGAUGCAUCAAAUUUGCUAGUGUUACUGUUAGUGUUGACAUUUAUCUUGCCGAGUUUGACAACUAAAAAUUUGUUAUAAUAUAUGAUGCCCGGCAUCCAAAUAUCUGGCUA
Messenger RNA from Theobroma umbraticum, 1024 nucleotides. Its product is annotated as nucleoside diphosphate kinase B-like. Gene Ontology annotation, molecular function: nucleoside diphosphate kinase activity. Lineage: Eukaryota; Viridiplantae; Streptophyta; Magnoliopsida; Malvales; Malvaceae. Gene Ontology annotation, biological process: UTP biosynthetic process; GTP biosynthetic process; CTP biosynthetic process. The record is from RefSeq and is a predicted model, not a curated record.